This is a messenger RNA of Paramacrobiotus metropolitanus, 1414 nucleotides long. RefSeq names its product basic helix-loop-helix ARNT-like protein 2. The transcript is spliced from 3 exons. NCBI's taxonomy places the organism in Eukaryota, Metazoa, Tardigrada, Eutardigrada, Parachela, Macrobiotidae. Gene Ontology annotation, molecular function: DNA-binding transcription factor activity, RNA polymerase II-specific; protein dimerization activity; RNA polymerase II cis-regulatory region sequence-specific DNA binding. Gene Ontology annotation, cellular component: aryl hydrocarbon receptor complex; nucleus. The record is from RefSeq and is a predicted model, not a curated record. Gene Ontology annotation, biological process: regulation of transcription by RNA polymerase II. Bases 21 to 1115 code for a protein of 364 amino acids.
UUACCAGACGCCGACUGAGGAUGCUGUCACGGCUGGCGCCCGCUGUCGGACACCGGCAUCCACCUCAGCGCAGUCGCAUGAAUACCCUGCUGUUGAGACCAAGCGAUCAGCUCGGUAGAAUCAGCCACAGCGAGAUAGAGAAACGCCGUCGUAAUAAACUUAACUCCUUCAUCUACGAACUGGCCACACUCCUGCCGAAACGCGAUGGACUGUAUCAGUCCAAGAAGCUGGACAAGCUAUCUAUACUACGCCUCAGCGUACACCAUGUGCGCAAUAUGACACUGAAAUCAACGCCCCCGGCCACCGGUGCACUACAGCCGAUGCCUGACACCAUCCUGACGGAUCACAUGGAGGAAUUCGCGCGAAUCCUCAUGGAAGCCGAGGAUUAUCUGACCUUUGUUAUUGACGGACUGAAUGACACAUUUCUCUACAUGUCACCGUCGGCAGCCGGUGCGCUGGAAAUCACCCAAGCUGAAACGCAUAAUCUCCCCAUCGCCUACACCGUCCACCCGGACGACAUCCCCAUUCUUCACCAGCAAUUCCAUAUAUCCCAUCAUCCCGAGAAUCCUUCUCCGAAACCCGUAGCCUUUCUCUGUCGCUUAAAAACCCGCACUCUUCUCGAUCACGGUCUGGCCAAAUUCGACAUUAAAACCCACAAGAGCUACCUGGCCGUCAUGUGUCACGGAUUACUCAAGCAUUAUUCGGAAAUUGCUCAUGCCUUUCGAAUGCCCUCCAAUCAGCCCGACCAUCAAGUGCUCGUUGUCGUCGGUGUGAUACAGAAGGCUACCGACAGCAGCGCCACGACAUCCGUGUGUCGUCUGUCACCGCAUGGUCGCUUUCUCCACAUGGAUGACAGUCUGCCGCAAUGGCUGGGCUAUACGACAGAAGCGUGCAUGGGCACGUCGGUGUAUCAGUAUUGUCAUCCGCUAGAUGUCGACCAGGUAGCCAAAGGACACCGCUGGGUGCUGACUCAUGCCGAAGAGGCCAUGAUCCCGAUGCGGUUCGUCGGGCGCCAUGGACAGUGCGUGAGGGUGGUCGGAAUUUGGCGCGCCGUCAGGAGGCACUUUGACAAUGCAGUGGAGGGCAUCGAUGUCUCAUGUACAAUGCAGUAUUAAUGGUUGGUGUCCGGCGUUCGUGGCCAGAAGGACCAAUUUCACCGCUGGAGCUCUCUUUAUGUGUGUGCAUACCAAAACCAGGAAAUCUCUAUGUUGUUUUUUUGAAAGCUAUUUUUUGAUAAUUCUGUGAAUUGGGGAGUUUGCCCCAGAUUGUACGAAUAUUGUUAUCUAUUGUACGAAUAGAGAAAUUGAGUUAAUUAGAAUGAUACUUGCCUACUUGGUUUGCUGUACUCGUGAAUGUGGACAUAACAGCUUUCAGAGCAUGUCAAAUACCGAUUCAGCUCUUUGUAGUUUGUAUU